AUGGCCACUUCACCACCCACGAGAGUAUGCCCCGAAAAGGUACAAGUUCCUGAGCCCGAUUCGGUGGUUUCGGGGGCGUUAGGGCACAACGGCGAUCAACACGAUUCUCAGCAGGUUUUGUUUAUGGAGCCUCGAGAUACGCUGUCGAGGUCGAACCAUGUGCCGCCGACAUACUACCAGGUUGCGACACCCAAGUCACCGCAUGAGUUUUCGUCACUUGACGAAGAUGAGGAGCGACCGCACAUUGGGGACGAAACAGAGCGUCUCAAGUACAUACAGGCCAAACGUGAGAUCAUGGACGCUCUGAACCUUCACAUACUGGUGAACAAGAAGGAAAGCGACGAAAUCGAGCGUGAACUGAGACGGGUCGACGCACAAAUGCAACUCAUGCGUCAAAUGCAUGCGGACCAGGAUUUGCUGGCAAAGGUCGACGCGUAUCAAGAGCAAGAAUUCCAAAAGAGGCAAGAGUUGCUAGCGUUCAGGCGAUAUACCGAUACAUCGCAUCCCUUCGAUGACACGACACUUUCGGGCUCUUUCUCGCGGCCUCCGCUUUCCACCAGCGGCAGCACAGCCUAUUACUAUCAUACGCGCAGCAAAAGUAGCGGCAAUGUUGGUACUCAUAAUGAGGCUCGCCUGCGGCCUGCUAACGACGGUAUCAUAAAAAUGCGGGUUUCGGGUGCAAAAUACGUGCCAGGUUCCGCGCAGGGACUGCCUGGUGGUGAUUUAUCGAGGCCGCCUCCGAUGAAUCAGUCUAGCCGACGCAAUUACGGCAGUAGCUCGUUUUCUAGCAUAAGCGGUGUCGUUGGUCGAAACGAAAAGGAUGAAGCUAUAUUUAGGAGGCCCGACGGAGUUUUGAUCGUUAUUGCCUGUUCCUAUUGCGAGAGAAGCGGUUUCAGCUCGGCCCAAGGUAUUGUGAACCACGUACGCCUAAAGCAUGCCAAAACCUACUCUAGUCAGCCUCUUGCGAUUCUCAAUAAUCAGCAACUCUUACCAGAAGAGCAACAGCCGCGCGAAGUUUUGACAAAAUUCAGGGAACUCAAUUUGGAUCCUCAAAAAGAGUAUUUGCCCCAUGUUUCUGGAUCUUCCUCUGGUGGCUCGUUGUCCGGUCCAUCUGGCCGUAAGAAUUCGAGCCGCGAGCUUUCACCUAAGGGAAUAUCCCCCCUCCAUUCUCUUCCACAGCAAAGAGCUCAAAAAUCGACCAAGCAUCUUGAAAAGUUGUACACCGACAGCGACUUCGAAGAAAUUGUCAAAUACGUUAACGAUGCUCAGAAAGAUCUAGAUGCCAUUCUGAAGUCGUCACCUGAGCAUGAAGACAGCGACGAGCCCGACGGAAAGCAGCAACAGCAGAGUUUCAAUUCUGAAAACGACGAACAAUGUCAGUCACCCCCAUUUACGGCCGCAUCAGCUAUUCCCGCGGCCUCUGCUGCGUCCACUGGUGCUGAAGACCAUAAAAAGCCUCUGAACAAGAAACGCGAGCGUUCUCCUGACUUUGAAGUCAAGAAAAAGCAGAGGCCAGCUGAAAAAAGAGUACGGCCUGACGCUAUUGCAAUGAUGAAUAUUCCUGACGAAGAAAAAAGGUCUUCCCAUUACAACUUGAGGGCGAAGUCAAAAUUGCGGAGUCACAAUAGAUAUCAGUAG
Molecule: messenger RNA, 1638 nt
Organism: Lachancea mirantina
Lineage: Eukaryota; Fungi; Ascomycota; Saccharomycetes; Saccharomycetales; Saccharomycetaceae
Source: the annotation of a GenBank genome assembly